This is a messenger RNA of Vidua chalybeata, 7626 nucleotides long. Its product is annotated as nebulette-like. Gene Ontology annotation, molecular function: actin filament binding. Gene Ontology annotation, biological process: cardiac muscle thin filament assembly. Lineage: Eukaryota; Metazoa; Chordata; Aves; Passeriformes; Viduidae. Gene Ontology annotation, cellular component: Z disc. The record is from RefSeq and is a predicted model, not a curated record.
AUGCGAGUGUCUGCCAUUCAGGAUCUCAGGGAGGAUGAAAAUGAGGAUUGGGAAGAAGAAAAGAUCUUCCUCAAGCCUGUUAUUGAGGACAGAAAUAUGGAACUGGCCCGAAAAUGCAGUGAAUUAAUAAGUGAUAUACACUAUAAAGAAGAGUUUAAAAAAUCUAAAGGCAAGUGCAUAUUUGUACCUGACACCCCGCAGCUAAAACAUGUGAAAAGCCUUGGUGCUUUUAUUUCUGAGGUGAAAUAUAAAGGAGCUGCUAAGAAAGACCUUUCCAACUCUCUGUAUCAGCAGAUGCCAGCCACAAUUGACAGUGUAUUUGCGAAAGAAUUAAUGCACCUUCAGAGCAAGGUUCUCUAUAAACAAAAACAUGAUGCUGAGAAAGGAUUUUCAGACUAUGCACGUAUGAGGGAACCUCCAGAUGUUAAACAUGCCAUGGAAGUCAGUAAACACCAGAGCGAUGUAUCCUAUAAGAAGGAUGUGCAAGAUACUCAUAGGUACACUGAAGUGCUGAACAGACCAGACAUAAAGAAAGCAACUGAGAUAACAAAGAUAAUAAGUGAUGCAAAGUACAAGAAAGGAAGGGGAGAGCUGAAUAAGGAGUCUGCUGUGCUUGGAAGACCCGAUUUUGAACAUGCUAAAGGAGUUUCAAAACUUUUAAGCCAAGUAAAAUACAAAGAGAAGUUCAGUAAGGAAAUGAAGAAUCACCGGUACAAUCCUCUUGACAGUGCUUCCUUCAAGCAAGCACAGAUUGCAUCCACCUUGGCAAGUGAUGUGAACUACAAGAAAGAUUUGGAAAGCCUACAUGAUCCAGCAUCUGAUCUACCAAAUCUGCUGCAUUUAAACCAUGCUUUAAAUAUCAGCAAAACACAGAGUGAUUAUGAAUAUAAGAAAUCAUUUAAGCAAAACAAUUGUUUCUAUAAUUUCAGCCCAGACACUGCAGAACAAAUCCAUUUCAAAGAAAAUGCAGUGCUUCAAAGUCAGGUCAAGUACAAAGAAAAUUAUGAAAAAUCUAAAGGCAGAUCAAUGCUGGAGUUUGUGGAUACACCAAUGUAUCAGCUUUCAAAGGAGGCUCAAAAGAUGCAAAGUGAGAAAAUGUACCGCAGAGAUUUUGAAGAAGGGAUCAAGGGAAGGCCUUCACUGGAUUUAGACAAGACCCCAGAGUUCUUGCAUAUAAAACAAGUCACUAAUCUUCUGAAAGAGAAAGAGUAUCGAAAAGAUUUGGAAGAAGGGAUGAAAGGGAAAGGAAUGACAGUGUUUGAAGAUACACCAGAUUUGAUUAGAGUGAAAAAUGCAGCUCAGAUACUAAAUGAGAGGCAAUACAAGAAAGACUUGGAAACUGAAAUUAAAGGGAAAGGCAUGGAAGUUGGUCCGGAUACACCUGAGAUAAGACGAGCCAAGAAAGCUUCUGAAAUUGCAAGCAUGAAAGAAUACAAGAAAGACUUGGAGAAUGAAAUUAAAGGAAAGGGAAUGGAAGUAGGUACGGAUACCCUUGAUAUACAACGAGCCAAAAAAGCUUCUGAAAUUGUCAGCCAGAAGAAAUAUAAAAAGCAUCUGGGGAGAAAGGGGAUGCAAGUUGGUCCAUAUAUUCCAGAAAUACAGUGUGUCAAAAGGGCUUCAGAAAUAGCAAGCCAGAAAAUGUACAAAGAUGAAGCAGAGAAGAUGCUCUGUAACUAUUCUGCUGUCCCAGACACUCCUGAGAUGGAGAGGAUAAGAAGUACUCAGAAAAACAUCAGUUCAGUGUUUUAUAAGAAGGAAGUAGGAGCUGGCACAGCUGUAAAAGAUACUCCAGAGAUUGAAAGAGUAAAGAAAAAUCAACAGAAUAUUAGUUCGAUUAAAUACAAGGAGGAAAUUCGACAUGCAACAGCUAUUUCUGAUCCACCUGAACUAAGGAGAGUUAAAGAAAACCAGAAGAAUAUUAGCAAUGUUCAGUACAAAGAACAGCUCUGCAAAGCUACACCUGUGAGUGUCACCCCUGAGAUGGAAAGAGUCAAGAGGAAUCAAGAGAAUGUCAGCAUGGUUCACUACAGAGAGCAGCCUGGCAAAGCUACUGCUGUGAGUGUCACUCCUGAGAUAGAGAGAGUCAGGAAGAAUCAAGAUAAUAUCAGCUCGGUGAAGUACAGCAGUGAUCAGAGGCAGAUGAAAGGUAGACGUAGUGUGCUUCUAGACACACCUGAGCUAAGGCAUGUCAAAGAAACACAAAACAACAUCUCAAUGGUAAAAUAUCAUGAAGAUUUUGAGAAGACAAAGGGCAGAGGUUUCACCCCAGUGGUAGAUGAUCCUAUAACAGAGCGUGUACGAAAAAACACCCAAAUUGUGAGUGAUGCCGCAUAUAAAGGUGUGCAUCCACAUAUUGUUGAAAUGGAUAGAAGACCUGGAAUAAUUGUUGAUCUUAAAGUUUGGCGCACAGAUCCCGGCUCCAUCUUCGACAUUGAUCCUCUGGAGGACAAUAUUCAGUCUAGGAGUCUGCAUAUGCUUUCUGAAAGAGCAAGCCGUUACAGUAAGCAGUAUUUACAUUCUACCAGUCUGGGGGAUUAUAAAUCAGAUGGCUCUGACACGAACCCUACCUUUUCUUACUGCAGUGAGAUAACAAGGCCAUCUGAUGAAGGAGCCCCUGUUCUCCCUGGGGCAUAUCAACAAAGCCAGACUCAAGGAUAUGGAUACAUGCACCAGACCAGUAUGUCAUCCAUGAGGUCCAUGCAUUCACAGCCUCAUUCAGCAAGUCUGAGAACAUACAGAGCUAUGUAUGAUUACAGCGCCCAAGAUGAAGAUGAAGUUUCCUUCAGGGAUGGUGAUUAUAUCAUCAAUGUGCAACCAAUUGAUGAUGGCUGGAUGUAUGGUACUGUUCAGAGAACUGGGAAAACAGGAAUGCUUCCAGCAAAUUAUAUUGAGUUUGUUAACUAAUUUUUUGUCUCUAGUCCUUUGAGCUUUAUUAUGAUUUACUUAAAAUCUAACCUUUUAGAAAAAAUCAGAAGAAUCUUUUAAGAGUUCAUGAUCAUUACUUUAUCACUGCUAUAACAGUUUGCAUUUUCACUCAGAAUCCAUUUUAGAGUCCUUUAAAAAAAAAAAAAAUCCACAAGAAGCCCAGAGCUUUGAAAACAGCAUUGCUUAUAAUAGUGCUCUCUCAAAAUGAAAAACAUAUAUGGAAGCCUGGUGUUGCCAGUCCUAUAAAAACUUCAGUCAAUUAACUGUAAAGGGGUAAUGCCUUUUCUUUACACCUGAAAGACGUUAUAACCAUAAAAUUGAUUCACUUCUUAUGGCACUCUGAAGUCACAGGAGGUUAACACACUGAGUUUGAACACAUCUUCAAAUUAUUAGGGAAAUGUUAAAUGUUUAAGCAGUUAGCUUCCUAAUAAAAAAUAAUAUGUUGAGUAGAUAAUGCAGUCAUUUGAAAUGAAGACAAGUAACAUGCCAGUAAAAAAAAAAAAACAGUAAAACCCCCUACUGCCCAGCAGCCUUACAGUAAAUAUGUCUAUUUUGACAGCAAAAAUUUCCUGACUCUUGCAUAUCCACAUUUAUUCUCGGAUUAUCCAUUUUUUUCUUAUUUUCAAGUAAUCUAUUAGCUUUGCUUCCAUCCUAAUCCUAAUCCAUCAAUUAGACCCAGGUCUGGAUUCAUGUUCUUCAGUAUCUUUUCCACAGAAGAUUCCUUGCAAAGACUAUCUAAAAUAUAAAACUUGUCAACUCUUCUGUUUCCUUGUAAUAAUACUUAACAUUUAAACAGAAACUUUCAUUAGGGCAACGUACAACCAAUACUUCAUGUUAGCUCCUUUGCCUUCAUCUGUAGUGCUGUAAAUAAAUACCCCACGUGCGGCCGCGGUGCUGUGCAGUCCCACAGAGCCUGCAGUCACAUCCCAUUCUCACCACAGGUAACUCGCUUACUGGCUGCUUUGCUGAUGAGCUGAUGUCCCUCCCCUGCUGCAGAAACACUUGUGCCUCCAUCGAGCAGUGGAGGUUAUUGUAGUGCAUUUCAGAUCAAUGGCCUAUUGCUUCAGUUUGCUCCCAAAUUCUUGGUGAUCCAACAGUGGGUUGUACGCUUGCCAAAUGAUUAAUGAUGGAGAAGAAUUAUGUUUUCUUUUAGUGACUUAAUCUUUCUCAUAACUGACAUCGAAGAGAAAGCUAACUAAGCAAAAUCCAGCAUACUCUAUUGCCAUUCUGUUUCAGUUUAGCCAUCUGUUGAAAACAGUAAAAUUAUUCUGCUGACAAACCUUCACAUGUGCUAUUUGGUGUCUCUUAACUUACAGCCAGAACUGAGAGAUCCAGGUCUCAGUCUAUGAAGCUGGGAGAGGAUCUAACAGCUGGUGACACAGUGGAUAGUAAGAGGGAUUUUGUCAGCAGGGUUUGGUCACAGGCAACUUCUUUUUGCUUUGACUGUAUUCCCUCACAAGGAGAAAUUGUGGAAGGAAGGACAAAAGAGUUAAAGACUCAUGUGAGAAAUUAUUUCUGUGGAUGCAGAAAUGUGUAAGGAAGAAAAUGUUUUUCUGAUAAAAUAAUUUGUGGAGCUCAGCCAGGUGCUAAGGAAGUUAACUUUGGAGUAGCCCUCAGAAUAUUGAGUCUGCACUGGCUUUAUUUAAUUUCUAAAAUUUUUAAAGUAGAAUUAUAUAUAGAACUUUUGGACAGUUUUGUACUUCUCGUCUCACAUAGCAGGAAACCCUGCAGUAACUAUUUAAAAAUUAAAUAAGGAAGGCAGUAUGGAUUUGUUAUGUCAACUGAAAGUUGUCAAUGCAAAUCCCUGUAAGUUCUAUUUUUGCAUACAAUUUUCAAAGAAUUGGUAAGCUUAUGCAAUUUUAUUUUGGGUCUUGCUAACACAGGGAUGAUACCAGCUGCCAAGCAGAAUGGAAUAACUGCAUUAAAAAAGAAAUUUAAAAAUGUCCGUGACUGUGGAAUUACCUGUGCUUUUCUUGUCAGCAGCCUAAUUUCAAGGCUAAAGCUGCCCAGGAGAAUCCAGCUUCAAAAAAUGUGUUUUAAAAGUAGAAUUCCAUGACUGUAAAUAUGCAAUUUGUAUAGUUGACUGCUGUGAUUUAAAAUUCUUGCAAGUUUUGCAUAAGGAGCUGUUCUUGCAGCAGACCGUUGUGCAUUACUGGUGACACCCACAGGAAAUCAGCAAGUCAAGGGCUUUUUUAAAGGCUGAUGUGGUAUGCUGAGCUAGAAGCUCUGAAACAAGAAGUUUGCUUCUGUGUUGGUUUUCAUCACUGGCCAUCAACAGCAAGGAGAGCAAUUCUAUCUUUUGCUGGCUGGCAAAUUUUUCAGAUGAUGCCUGAAGCACAAUUGGCUGUCACUUGCUUCUGUGCUGCUCUAUUAGCUGUGUAAUGCUGACAAUAAAAACAAGGUGUCAGUUUGCUAACAAAGUAUGAAUAAAAAAGAAAUACAGAGAAUAUCUAUAUGGCAUCAAGUUGCAAUUUUUAGUGACUUAUAAAACAGAGAGUCUCCACCUAUAAAUACAGUCAUUCUUCCUAAAUGAGGAGACAGCUUACAGUGCUGAAUACUUUAUAUACAGAGGUAAAUCAGAAAAUGAGCAUUUAGUGACAUUAGAGAACUAUGCUAUGCUUAACAAUAGAAAUAAAAUUUCCUUUAUGAAUUUUGAAUAUUCAUUAGCCUGGCAGAGCAGCUAAAGCAAUUUGCAAAAAAUAAAAGGUCAAGAAAACGAAACAGUAUGUGAAUUGUAUUUCUCUUGAGAAUGGUAUGUCAGCAGAAUUAUUCAGAUCUGGUUUAAGUUACUUAUUCUUGUAGUCAACUUUUUUGUCAUAUAUGCUUAGAAAUUCAUGUUUAUGUGGAAUGGUUCCUACUUUUUGAUAUAAAGCAAACUUUAGCGUAAUUUUGCAGCUUUGUUCUAAGCAAUGCAAAGGCCCAAAAUUACCAGAAUGCAUUUAUAAUUUUUUUUUUAAUAAGAACUAAAAUUUGUAAGGCAGGGAGAGUAAGUCAUGAACUAAAUUGUGCCAGCACACGUUUUUCAAAGCAUAGGUUGGAGACUGUUACAUGCGGUGUGAUAUAAGGGUGAAAAGAUGCUUAAUGCUGUCUUGUCACCUUUAAAGUUUAUAUUCUUUUUUAGCACAGCAUGAUUCCCUUACUGUUCUUUCUUCCUGUAGUCAACAUUUUUCUGGGGAAAGGAAAGGGCUUUUAAGGACUUGAAUUUCUCAAGCUGUUCCAAAGUUCAGGUUGGAAGUCCACAUGUUCCCAUUUUAGAAAUAAAAAAAAAAAAAUCUGUAAAGAAUGCCGUAAUUCUUGCUAACAUGAGUAUAAAUGUAGAAAACAACAUAGAGCAUAUCCAUGCAUACAUACAAGAACAAAUGGGUGCCUUGCUUUUCAUUACUCUUUCUUGCCUGGCUAUCUUCAUUUUUUAAACAAAGCUAUGUACAGGUACUGCAGUUAUAAUUUUUCAUUAUGGAGCAUUAGCAUUUAGUCUUGAUGAAACAGGGUUUUCUUGAUUACAUUUGACAUACAAUAAACUACUUCAGCAGACUGGGAUUUGAUGGAGAAUCAUGGAUUAUGUUUUUGACAAAUGUGUCCCUGCCGAGUGUUCCUUGGGGAUGUGGAAUGUCUCCAAUACCUGGGAAAGGUAAUAAUUCUAGUUUUUAUUGUACAAUGACUGCAUGUCAUCUUGUACGAUGAAAAAGAAAUUACAAAUACAGAGGUCUUUGGCAGAAGGUGGUACAGGGUAUAAAAUCAUAGAUUUUUAUUAAGUUAAUUAAUACUCCAUUUAAAAUACAGAAUAUGCUUUAGUUAGUAAAUGUUUAAAUAAUAUAAUGAAACAGACAGAAGAUGCUGUUGAAAGGAGUCCUCCAAACUGAUGUGCUGGCAAAUGCAAAGUACUAGUGAGCUGUUGAAGAUUAAACCAUUUUGCAAUGCUUUAGUGAUUUUCUCCAGCUUUAUGCCAUAGGAACCCCAUCUCUCCUUUGGAAAGAAAACCUGAAAGCUCUAUUUCCUAAACUGCCUGCACUACAACAGUAUAUUCAAAGGAAUUUCAUAUGCUUCUUGUGUCUGAUAAAUAGAAUUUGCAUAUUGUACUUAAGUUGUAAUCCAGUUGUUGUUGACAUUUGUUUAAUUAUUAUUAUUUUAGGGGGGGAAAUAAGCUAUACUGUAGCAUUUCAAUUGUGUAUUUAAUAUUAUUAUUAGAAAUUGCUAGACCAUUGGAAGACAGCAAUGACUGUAUUGACAUUGAUUAGCAUGAUGUGGAAAAUCUCUCAGCUGUUUGUUUUUGCAAUGUGAUAUAAAAAGCAAAAAUGAACCGCUGUGCAGUUUGGCUUAUGUUUGCUUUCAAGUGUGUAAAGUUUUAGUUAUUUUGCAAAUCUGUACUGUAUUUGAGGGUAUACAGUUAUGAAGGUAACAAUUGUUUUUCAAAGGACAGAUAAACUUACUCUUGGAUCAUAUGAUGUAUCAUCUUAAUUUGGCUUUUGUUAUGCAGAAAGUUAACACCAGCUAUUAAAAUAUAUUUUAGUAGAAAUGCUUUAAUUCCUGUUUCUUCCUCUACACUGUGAAUAUUUAAGCUUUGGUGGACUAGAGCAACAUCAUGCUGCCCAAAGUACUAACCUAUGCAACCUAGUUCACAUUUUAGUUGAUGUCACAGUGGAUGUAACAUAACAAUUUAUUUUGCAUAACAUUAAACUUCAUUCAAAUAAAAUAUUAAACCCA